Cataglyphis hispanica is the source of this 1260-nucleotide messenger RNA. RefSeq lists its product as uncharacterized. The coding region runs from base 156 to 962 and encodes 268 amino acids. The transcript is spliced from 2 exons. The record is from RefSeq and is a predicted model, not a curated record. NCBI's taxonomy places the organism in Eukaryota, Metazoa, Arthropoda, Insecta, Hymenoptera, Formicidae.
UAUAAGAGCAGUUUUGCGCUCAGUAUCAAAGUCUUACAAAAUAAAAAGCGAAAGAGUUUUAACAUCAAAGUCAUUCUGAUAUACGAUUUUUAACAUCGAGAAGAAUUAAGCGUUAUUUAAUACGGUUAUUGAGAAGAAAAUCGCGCUUGUUUAACAUGGCCGAUAAAAAGCACGUGUUACAUCUGCCCAAGGAUUACUUAAAUACAGUUGAGAUUGCUGAGGAAUUUUUUUCUCCGAUAUGCGAGUUCUCUGCAAUAAAAGAAUAUCUAUCUUCGCCGACUGAGUAUUUCUCACCUUACGCGACGCCGCAAACUUCGAGGAAAGAGAUUCUGGACAAGAAGCUUAACAGUAAUAUGUUUAAAGUAGCUAAAAAGAUAUCUGAAAAAAACGAGAACCAACUCUCACUGAACGAUUCAUCCAAUCGGACGGAAAUGGAUUUCACACGAUCGAAAUAUCAUAAUAACGUGGAUCCCGCGAUCGAAGAGCUCACGAUAAAGCGGAUGAUGCCGAAUUCAUCGACGCCUAAAAAUUCGCGGGCAUCGAUAAAACGCGUUUUUUCGCCAAACUAUUGUUCCGCUGGCAAAGCUAAUGAAGAUCCCGCAAUGAAUCUGACUAGAAAACGUUUGGAUGCGAGCUUUUCAAGUCCGAAGGCGCUCGCUAGCCGAGAACAAAGCGUGAACAGUUCCACGUGGAAGGUAAGGCUGACAAAAGAGAUUGAACCGUUGCCUCAGAUGGUGCAGGCACUUUCGAGAUCUCAAAAAUUCACGGAUCCGUUUUUGGAUGACGAGAAAGCCAUAGCCUCCUCGCUUUACAAGGAUGUUAUCUACGUAUCCGAGAUGCACUUUUUGUUGAUGGCAUCUAACAGGAAUCGCCGGAUGAGAAUGACAGCUUUGCGCAGGAGAGCACGAAUUGAUUCGCGAGACAGCGCUUUUAGCGAGUUUAUGGAAUCCGAUUCAGAAUAAUUGAAGGGUCAAGCUUAUCAUCAAUGAGAAUCGUGAAAUAGCGAUCAGCAAUAUUCGAACUUUAUCUUUUAAUUUUAUUUUUUUUUUUUAAAUUAAAUUACGCAUUAUACUAAGCGAUGUAAUAAUAAAUAAUAAAUAACUUAUCAUGUUUAAUUAAUCAGAUUGUUCGAUAUUAAAGUGUUGUAUAUUGACAAGUAGUUAUUUCAUCGAAAAUAAUAUUAUUUAAUUACAUUGAUUGAUCUUGUGAUAACGGAAGAUUUCCAGGUUAAUGAUUAUGAUUAAUGGUUAUGAAAUUGCA